AUGGGUUGCAGCGAGAAUCGGCGAGAGACUGAGGGCCCAACUUCAGAAGGCGACGGCGUCUACAGCGAGAUCUGGGAGCUCUCCCAGUCCCAGUGCGAGGCUCGCUGUGUCGUGGACGGAGGGUGCGUCGCCUAUGAGCACAGCACCUUCCCGCGAGGCGGGGCGCGAGGCGGCGCCUACACCAGGUGCGAGCUGCACACCGUGCCGGUGACGCACACCGUCCCAGCCUCGUUUCCCGUCGUCUGCCGCGUGCUGCAGCCCGCACCCGCCAAUCCGCCCUCGAGGGGGCGAGGCAGCAAGCGCCCCGGCAGCCAGACGCGGCAGCGGGGCGCAGAGUCGUCGUCGCUUCCGCUCCCCGCCGCCCGGUACGCCUUUUCCAGCUUCGUCACCCCGACGCCCCGGCUCGCGGCGGCCUUCCUAGUCGACUACCUGGGCGCAACCCUGCUCGAGGACCCGCGCACGUUUCAGACUCGCGCGGCCGCGCACGGCAGGCUUGUGGCGGCAGUCCGCUUCCGGCCCGGCAGCACGAGUCAGGCCACGCAGGCCCUGCGGGCCGACACGCGUCACCUGAACGAAGGGCCGCACGACGUCUACUUCGUCAGGAGCGACGAGCCGCCCGCCUCGGAGGGCAGCCUCCUCACCGCCGAGCGGCUCGCCGACGAGAUGUCAAAGGUGCACCGCUUCGGCGUGCAGGAGACGUGGGACUGGUGGCAGGACUGGCACCUGGCGCUGUGGACGGAGAACCUCGACGCGGUGCUGGUCAGGCUGCUGCGCGACGGCGUGCCCUUCGUGACGCGCGGCACGUCUGCGUACGUGGAGAUACCCAGGGGCAUCACCUUCCAGCUGCAGGGACUCAACAUGAGUCUCGCCGCGACCGAGCCCUUUAACUUUUGCCGAGCCACGACCCCAACCUCGCGCCUCCCGACCCCACCGCCGGGCGCGUGGCGCUCCGCAGUGAGGCCGGACGCGCCGCUGCCGCCGAUCCCGCACCUGCAGGCCAAGCACCUCGCCCUGCCGACCGACACGCCGGAGGCGGCGCUGCAGCACUUGCAGCGCUUCAUCGGCGGUGAGGGGCUCGGCGACGUGCUCGCCUUCCUGCAGCCGCGCUCGCACCGGUUCUCCAACGGCGAGUGCGCGAUGCUCAAGUGGCAGCGCCUCGCCGACUUCGACCUUCACUUUGUGCACCAGUUCUCAAAGACGGACCAGCCGAGCGGCGGCUCGACGGCGAGCGUGCGCGACGUGCAGCGCCGCCUGGUGGCGGGGCACGCAAAGCACGCGGGCGAGGACGUGGGGCAGGUCGCCCUCGCGGACCCCGCGCUCUCGACGUUUUUCGGCAACGGGCUCGGGCUGCGCGUGAGCAGUCUCGAGCCCUUUCGCGCACGGCUCGACGCGGCGCGCGCGCCAUACUACGUCCACUCGGGCGACAGCUCGCAGACCCGCCGCAGCCUGUACGUGCCGCUCGCCACAGGAUUCAUCGUGGAGCUGCAAGAGGAGAAGUGA
Emiliania huxleyi CCMP1516 is the source of this 1500-nucleotide messenger RNA. RefSeq lists its product as hypothetical. The coding region runs from base 1 to 1500 and encodes 499 amino acids. The transcript has 2 exons. Lineage: Eukaryota; Haptophyta; Isochrysidales; Noelaerhabdaceae. The record is from RefSeq and is a predicted model, not a curated record.